AAUACAAAAAUUUCAAUCAUUUUUCCGUACUGCUGCCUUGUGAACAGACGUCUUAGAAAAUAACCCGAGAGAGAGAAAAAAAAGAACAGUAAAAUGUACUCCUUGAAAUCAUUGUUGAUCUUUGCCAUUAUGGGUAUUGCGUUCGCCGAAGUGGCCCAAAUCAGAGAAUGUGAUGUAAACGAUUGCGAAUUGCUGGAGGUACGUGUUGAUCCCUGUGCCCGUGAUAAUGCAAAUGCCCCCUGCACCUUGAGACGCCGUAAGCCAGCCACAAUGGAAUUGGAUUUCAAACCCAAUUUUGAUGCCGAUACCUUGAGUGCUUCGUUGAAUUGGGUCACUAACACCGGCAAUGAAUUGCCUUUGAUCACCAUGGACAGAGAAGCUUGCAAAUACACCGCAUGCCCAGUCAAGAGCGGUGAACAACAAACCUACAAAGUUGAGAUUCCCAUGGACAGCAAAUUCCCCUUGAACACCUACAACAUUAAAUGGGCUUUGACAGCUCCCAGUGGCAAGAAGUGCUGUUUCACCCACAACAUCAAGUUGGUUCGUUAGGACGAUUUUGGUAUAUAUUUUGGAGUGUUAUUUCUUAAGAUGUAUAAAAAAUAUAACAUGUAAUCAAAGCAGAUCAACAAAAAUAUAAAAGUUUUUUUUUUUUUCAAAAAAUAAA
This is a messenger RNA of Musca domestica (house fly), 664 nucleotides long. Its product is annotated as MD-2-related lipid-recognition protein-like. Gene Ontology annotation, biological process: sterol transport. The coding region runs from base 94 to 549 and encodes 151 amino acids. Lineage: Eukaryota; Metazoa; Arthropoda; Insecta; Diptera; Muscidae. The record is from RefSeq and is a predicted model, not a curated record. Gene Ontology annotation, molecular function: sterol binding. The transcript has a single exon.